Messenger RNA from Erythranthe guttata (spotted monkey flower), 1518 nucleotides. Its product is annotated as Ubiquitin carboxyl-terminal hydrolase family protein. Gene Ontology annotation, molecular function: RNA binding. NCBI's taxonomy places the organism in Eukaryota, Viridiplantae, Streptophyta, Magnoliopsida, Lamiales, Phrymaceae. The record is from RefSeq and is a predicted model, not a curated record.
AUGCGUCCACUCUUCCGCUUCCCCGCCACCACCGCCCACCACCACCACCACCACCUCCGCCGCCAAAUCCGCACCUUCAUAAACGCCAGAAUCAAAUGGGUCCGCGAUCCCUACCUCGACACCGCCGUAGAGAGAGAAAAAAACCUCAAACCCUUGCUCUCUCUCAAAACCCUCAUCCUCUCCGAUCCCACCAAAACCCUACCCCUCUCCGCCGUCUCCCCCUUAAAACCCCAUCUCAACCUCCCCACCGCCGCCGACAAAUUCAUCCAAAACCACCCCUUAAUCUUCAAAAUCUUCCUCCCGCCGAACAAAAGCAAUUCUCUCCCACACGUCAAGCUCACCCCAAAAGCCCUCUCCCUUCACUACGAAGAAAUGCUGAUCCUCAGUUUGUCCCGUUACCGGAAAGACGUGGCGGAAAGGCUGGCGAAGCUUCUGAUGCUCGCUCGAUCGAGAAAGCUCCCGUUGUUCUUGAUCGAUAUGUUCAAGCACGAUUUGGGUUUGCCUCAUGAUUAUUUACUGACGUUGUUGCUUGAGUUCCCCGAUUAUUUUCAGAUCUGCGAUAUGGGUUUUCGUGAUGCGAGCGGUGAGGCCGUUUUCGGGUUGGAGUUGGUUUCUUGGAGAGACGAAUUCGCAGUUUCUGUAAUGGAGAAGAAGGGGAGAGAGGAAGGGGUGCAGAUAAGGUAUUCGAUGAAUUUACCGAGUGGGUACGAUUUAGGGAAAAGGGUUGCGGAAUGGAUGGAAGAGUGGCAGAAUCUUCCCUACAUUUCUCCAUACGAAAACGCGUUCCAUUUAUCGCCAAACGGAGAUCAAGCGGAGAAGUGGGCCGUGGGUGUGAUCCACGAGCUGCUGACUCUGCUUGUUUCGAAGAAAACGGAACGCGAUAACAUCUUUUGUUUGGGAGAUUUUUUGGGGUUCGGGCGGCUAAGAAUCAAGAAAGCUCUAGUGCAUUUUCCCGGGCUUUUUUACGUGUCGAACAAGAUAAGAACACAGACCGUCGUUUUGAGGGAGGGGUAUGUAAAGAAUCUUCUUUCGGAAAAUCACCCGUUAAUGGUUAUGAGAAAUCGGUACAUUAGACUCAUGAACUUGGUGUUGAGAAGGGGUAAGCCAAUUAGAGCUGUAUUCGGUGGGAAUCGAAAAGGGUCCGUUGCUCGUUCUAGAGUCGGCAAGAAGAAAGAGGACUACAAUCGGUUGAAGAGAAACGACGGUGAUAAGGCUAAUUUAUGAUUAAGUAUGGCAGUCGUAAUGACGAUGAGGACAACAAUUACAUCUUUAAAUACGGGUUUCGAUGAUAAUUCGCCGAGCAUUUUUCAUCUGCAGCUUUUUCUCCAAGUGACGAAAAGGAAUUAACAGUAAAGUAUUAGACUCGUGAAUUCCCUUUUUAAGUUUCCGGUUUUGACUACUCUCUGCAAAUAGAACUAUGUUUUUGUUGUUCGAUAGAGUAAAUUAUUGUUUAUGAAUCUUCAAUGUCUGUAGAAUAAUGCGUUCAUCGGCAAAACUAUGUUUCAAAUCUUUCGUGAU